Messenger RNA from Pseudogymnoascus verrucosus, 3486 nucleotides. RefSeq lists its product as uncharacterized. The transcript is spliced from 3 exons. Gene Ontology annotation, molecular function: metalloexopeptidase activity. NCBI's taxonomy places the organism in Eukaryota, Fungi, Ascomycota, Leotiomycetes, Thelebolales, Thelebolaceae. The record is from RefSeq and is a predicted model, not a curated record. Gene Ontology annotation, biological process: proteolysis. Bases 337 to 3486 code for a protein of 1049 amino acids.
AUCGAAUAAGACGCAUCUGUACAAUUGUUAUAAAAAUCGUGUUACUACCAAACAUGUCUCACCUCAGCUAGCCACACCCUCUGUAACCCCUCACGGCAGCCUCGGAAAGUCCAAGCUCCAGAGCUAUACUAAGUCCAUCCGGGUUAACGUCAACACCCCGACAAACGACGACGACGAAGAGCUGGCUACCAACCGCCGCCCAACAUACAUACUUAGGAGGGCCCCUUACAUCUUUACACAAUCCCAUUCUAUCUGGCCAAGAAUCCAAACUCACCGUCUAUGAAUCGCCCCACCAAAGCCUAGAGCCGCGCCAACCCGUCGCCAAAAGCCGCGACCAUGGCGCACAUUCUGCGCCAGCUGAGCUCCAGCCCGAUGUCUGUGAUGCUCAUUACAGCGAUCAUCUACCUCUCAAUCGCGAUACCCCUCCUCGUCAUCCACGAAGUCGUCCCCCCCGCGCCAUCAGACGACGCACUACCCAGCGGCCUCAACAUCAGCGAGGCGUGGCUGGACCUGGCGGAGUUGACGAAGGCGUAUCAUCCGUAUGCGAGUCGAAGGAAUGAUGAGGUGCACGAUUGGUUGUUGAGGAGGGUGGAGGGGAUAUUGGGGAGUAACGGGGUGAGCUGGUCUAGUGAGAAUGGGCAUAUUCCGAUUUCGCCGCAGGAUAUUGGACAGGUUGAUGGAGGGGAACAGGAGGCUGGCAAGGUCGGAGAGGCGCCGUUUCCUGGGUUUAUUGGGGUUGAGACGAAUGGGGAGAUAAAGGAGGAGGAUGAGCUUAGGAAGCGAGAUGCCUCGCCCCUGGUUACGAUCUUCAAUGACUUGCAGUCUAAUGUCACAUGCUCUGGACUUGGAGCAAUUGGGGCAGAUGGCAAAGGCCGACUGCCAGGACAGACUGUCUACUUUGAAGGUACAAACAUCAUUGUCUACAUUCGCGGCACAGAAGAUGAAGAAGGCGAAUGGUGGAAGUCAAGCUUACACGUGAGGAACACCCACGGCCAGGGAGGCAUCCUCAUCAACGCCCAUUACGACAGUGUCUCGACUGGUUUCGGCGCAACUGAUGAUGGUGUCGGAGUUGUUACUGUUCUCCAGCUGAUCCGCUACUUUACCUCGACUGGAAGACAACCAAAGAAGGGGAUUGUGGCGCUCCUCAACAAUGGCGAGGAGGAUUUCCUCAAUGGCGCUAGAGCGUAUACCCAGCACCCGAUGUCUCUCUUCACUCACACGUUUUUGAAUCUCGAGGGCGCCGGUGCUGGUGGUCGUGCGGUUCUGUUCCGUAGCACGGAUACUGAGGUUACAAGGGCGUAUGCUAAGAGCUCGCAUCCGUUUGGGAGUGUUGUUGGCGGCGAUGGGUUUAAGCAAGGGAUGAUCCGCAGUCAAACUGAUUAUGUUGUUUUCGAAGAUAUCCUAGGUCUCCGAGGACUUGAUGUGUCGUUCUGGACUCCACGCGCUCGUUACCACACAAACCAGGAUAAUGCCAGGCAUACCAGCCGCGACAGCAUUUGGCACAUGUUGUCAACUUCUGUUAGCACUGUCGAGGCGUUGUCGUCUGAUACUAGUGGCACUUUCAACGGCCCCCGAGGUGACAAUGCUUGGGGUAAAGUCAAGAAUGGGAAGGGUAGUGAUGGAGUCUGGUUCGACUUAUUCGGCAAGGGAUUUGCGGUUUUUGGUCUACGCACUUUGUUCGCUUGGUCACUGACUUUCCUCAUUGCCUGCCCAUUGGCUAUCAUGCUGAUUAUUUACCUUCUUAUUAAAGAGGAUAAGUUUUACUUGUUUUCGUCCUCGGUCCCGUCUCGGGGUGGAAGCGGUGAGGCAGAUGUUCCUCUCAAUGGCUGGAGGGGUGCCUUCCGUUGGCCACUGACUUUUAUCCCAGCGACGGCGCUGACUGUUGGGUCUGGGAUGCUCAUUGUGAAGGUUAAUCCGUUGAUUAUCUACAGCAGCCAAUACUCAGUAUGGACCAUGGCUCUAACACUCAACUUCUGCGUCUUCUGGUUCAUAAUGCGCGGCGCCGAUUUCGUCCGCCCAUCCGCCUUACACCGCACAUACGCCUACUUCUGGAUGUUCAUCCUCGGUUGGAUCAUCCUCGUCGCCGUAACAGUCCUAGAAGACCGCUUCAAAAUCGCCUCGGGGUACUACUUCGUAUUCUACGAAAUCGCAAUCUUCUUCGCCCUCGCAAUCAGUCUCCUCGAAUUAUUCGCUCUACCCACAAAAACACAGUUCGCAGCGAACGUGCACGCUCAAGAUGAGGCUGUGGAGAGCAUCAGCGCGUUACCGGACUUUGAUGCCCUUAUUGCGCCCACAGGGGAUGAGAACGCAGGACCGGAAUCUGCCGAAGCACCAGCUGAUGAAGCCGAGGAGCAGGAGCCAACUGAAUCAACACCCCUCUUCGGCGGCGACGGCACAAGGAGAUCCCGCACCACCACAUUCGCCAACUACGCCCGCCGCUCAUUCCGUCGUGUCAGAGCCCACGACGGGUCUAGCGAUAGUAUCACUGGAGAGUCCGAACCCUACGGGCACGAACAAUCCUGGUCCGGCAAACUCCCCCGUUGGACAUGGACCAUCCAACUCCUCCUCCUCGCCCCCCUCACCCUCAUCCUCCUCGGCCAAAUCGGUCUCCUCGUCGUCACCGCCACUGGCCAAACCGGCCCCGACGGCUCCGCGCUCCUAGUUCCCUACAUUCUUCUCACCACCUUCUCCACACUCGUCCUCCUCCCUCUCACCCCUACCUUACACCGAUUCACGCACCACCUCCCCACCUUCCUCUUCCUCCUCUUCACAGGGACGUUAAUCUAUAAUUUAACUGCUUUCCCCUUCUCCUCAGAGAACAGGUAUAAAGCCUACUUCCAACAAACCAUCGACCUCGACACCGGCACCAACCUCGUCACCAUCUCCGGCCUCGAAACUUUCGUUAGGAAACUCAUUACUGACAUCCCAUCCGCGUCGGGGCAGCACAUAGAAUGCACCACUCGCCCCCUCCGCGCCGGCGUAAAAUUCUGCUCAUACACCGGUAUUCCCCCCAAGGUUGUCCCGGGGGUGGAGGGCGUGCCGCCGGAGAAAUCGUAUAAAGACUGGCUGUCUUACACCGCGACUCGGGAGCGCGGGACUAAUCGGGCGACUUUCCGAGUCUCGGGAGCUAACACACGAGCGUGCGCUAUUCGCUUUGCGCGCCCUGUUAAAGCUGUCAAGGUCACGGGGGCGGGGACGGAUGCGAGGUUCGAUGCGGUGCCGCAGGAGGUGGGGAGCGGGGAGGUGAAGUUGUGGAAGAGGGAGUGGGAGGGGGAAUGGGAGGUUGAGGUUGAGUGGGGGGCUAGUGAGGGGAGGAGGGUGGGGGAGGAGGGGAUGGAGGGUAGGGUUGUGUGUUUGUGGGCGGAUUUUAAUACGCCGGGGGUUAUACCGGCGCUGGAUGAGGUGGUGGCGUUUGUGCCGGGGUGGGUGGGGGUUAGUAAGAUGAGUGAUGGGUUGGUGGAGGGGAGUAAGGCGUUUAAUGUUUAG